GCCGCGCUCAGGACCAGGCAAUGAAUAACACAACCGGCUUGGCACCGUUAGGAGCCGGCAGCCGGGAGGAGUUACCGGCGCACCGAGCUUUAACGGGCUGCGUUCUGGCGCUGCUUAUCAUUUGGACGCUUUUUGGCAACUUCACUGUGUGCGCAGCUGUUUGUCGCUUCCGGCACCUGCGCGCCAAAGUGACCAACAUCUUCAUCGUGUCCCUGGCUCUGUCGGACCUCCUGGUCGCCGUGCUGGUGAUGCCGUGGAAAGCCGUAGCUGAGGUGGCCGGUUUCUGGCCAUUUGGGGAGUUCUGUAAGACCUGGCUGGCCUGCGACAUCAUGUGCUCCACGGCCUCCAUCCUCAACCUGUGCGUCAUUAGCGUGGACCGAUACUGGGCCAUCUCUAGCCCUUUCCUCUAUGAGAGGAGCAUGAACAAGAAGGUGGCCUUUGUGAUGAUUGGCGUGACCUGGACCGUCUCCGUGGUCAUCUCCUUCGUCCCCGUGCAGCUGAACUGGCACCGCGCGGGGCUCGGUGAUCCGGACGGAGAGGAUUUGGCGCUCCACGGCGACCGUGUUGACGGGAGCUGUGACUCCAGCCUGAGCCGCACAUACGCCAUCUCCUCCUCCCUCAUCAGCUUCUACAUCCCCGUGGCGAUCAUGAUCGUCACAUACACCCGCAUCUACAGGAUAGCCCAGAUGCAGAUCCGGAUGAUAUCUUCCCUGGAGCGAGCGGCAGAGCACGCGCAGAGUUGCCGCUCGGACGCACCUGAACUAUAUCCACACCUGUGCACGGAAAUCAGCGCAUACCAGUCUCGUAUGAGUGUACAUCGGGAUUCUCAGCGCUCUAAUCAGUCCCACGGGGAGCUGAAAGUCUCCAUCAGGAAAGAGACCAAAGUCCUGAAAACUCUGAGCAUCAUCAUGGGAGUUUUUGUCUGCUGCUGGAUGCCAUUCUUUGUCCUGAACUGCGCUUUGCCCUUCUGUCCCGGACCAGAGGCACCUGGGGCGCAGCGAGGCCCCCACUGUGUCAGCGAGAAAACAUUUGAUGUCUUCGUGUGGAUCGGCUGGAGCAAUUCGUCCCUCAACCCGGUAAUCUAUGCGUUUAACGCAGACUUCAGAGACGCCUUUCUGCGCCUGCUGCGCUGCCGCGGGCGCGGCUGCUGCGCCGCGGUGAGCGCAGCGGUGGAGACGGUGAUGGCGAGCAACGAGGCCGGACAACUGAAGCAGGAGAGCCCACUGGACAUGAAGCUGGACGUGUCCCGUGCCACGAACACCAGGGGCAGCGAGGACAGCGGGAACACCACGGUGACUGUGUUUUAUCACAGAGCGACGUGCCCGGAGCAGGCGACGGACACCGAGGAAAAUAAAGACAAAGACAGACUGACGCAGAUACCCAUAUAAGUGACUCUAUUUAUUCCUAUAUGCGGGUUCAUAGAGCAGGAUAAACAUGCAAAUAAGGUGGAUAGAGGUCACAUCCAGCCCCAGCUUCAGGGACAGGAAACAGAAGCAGUGAAGCUCAAUGUCUUUAUCAGUCACACAUUCAUGUGACCAGAAAGCAGCUUCAUGUACAGAAAAAUGAAAUAUGUGUACAUAAUAAUUUUGUUGAAGAGAGUAGAUGUAUUUUUUAUUCGUUGAUGGGAGAAAGAAAGCUUGUUCACAUGGAUCACUGUGUUUACCCAACAAAGACUUUGUACUCUUUGUAAAACGCAUUGUGACAUCUUUGAGAGCUUGCAAAAUUCAGUGCGAGAUCUACUUCUCCUUCAGCAGGACAAAUAUAGACAGGUCCAGAUCUGGGUAAACAAAGCCAGGCCCAUCAGCAAGAUUAAGAUAAGAUGUUGACUUGUAAUACAUUUUCUGUAGCUGUAGCCCCAAGUAAAAUCAUAAUUUAUUUAUUUUUUAAUUAGUGGCACUAAUUUAAGUUAUUUUCUAUAAGAAACAGCCAUAAACUCUAAAUAAAGGCUGGUCAAAGCUGGGUGCAUUCAUAUUUUUGUUCAGUAUUAGAUUAGAAUUUAUGUUGUUAUGGAUGAUUCACAUUGCUGAAGUAACUAUUCCAAUUUCAAUAGUGUUCUCAGAUGAAAUGUAACUGCAAACAAGGUAAAUAUUUCUCUAAUUUUACUGAAAAACACUGACAUUAAGAUUUACCACUGAGGGAAGGUAUUGUUUGCUUCCAUUCAUAGCCUCUCUCCACCACAGAGAGACAGCCAUCAGAGGUCAGGAUUUCUCUGACUCUCUAGAAAUGGGAUUAUGUAACUAACUCACAUUAGCACCCGUCAGCUGUGCAUCUUGUAUGGAUGCACUCUGCACUCUGUUUCCCCUCUCUAUCCCCUGAAAGAAACAAACAUGAAUAAUUUGUAAAGGUUGUUCCUGUGAAAGAAGCCCUGACCAGUGAGAACAGAGGCUUUUACAGUGACAACCCUGCCCCCUGAUGAA
Centropristis striata (black sea bass) is the source of this 2417-nucleotide messenger RNA. RefSeq names its product D(1) dopamine receptor-like. The coding region runs from base 21 to 1388 and encodes 455 amino acids. Gene Ontology annotation, molecular function: G protein-coupled receptor activity. The record is from RefSeq and is a predicted model, not a curated record. Lineage: Eukaryota; Metazoa; Chordata; Actinopteri; Perciformes; Serranidae. The transcript has a single exon. Gene Ontology annotation, cellular component: membrane. Gene Ontology annotation, biological process: adenylate cyclase-activating adrenergic receptor signaling pathway.